Molecule: messenger RNA, 780 nt
Organism: Rasamsonia emersonii CBS 393.64
Lineage: Eukaryota; Fungi; Ascomycota; Eurotiomycetes; Eurotiales; Trichocomaceae
Exons: 3
Coding region: 1-780 (259 amino acids)
Cellular component (GO): cytosol
Molecular function (GO): RNA binding
Source: RefSeq, a predicted model, not a curated record
AUGGCACCAGGCAGCCGUGGAAAGUUUUCAAAACCAACAAGAGGAGCCCUCGAAGGAAUUACGCAGAAGACACCCCAGGCGCUAACAUCUGCCUGUUCAGGCGGCAAGCACUACAGUCGUGAUGUCCAACCUGUCGAUAAAGAUGGGAACCCAGACCCCGAGGACGACCCCACUAGCUCUGAAGAAGAGGAAUCCCGAUCCGGAUCCGGAUCGGAAGAGGAGUCGUCUGAAGGCGAGGACGAGGCUGGCCCUUCCAAUGUCCCGCCACAAGAGAUGACCCGCGAGCAGCGCCGUGCUGCCGCCAAAGCCAGAAAGGAGGCUGCCAGAGCGAAGAAGCAGCAGGUCGCCGCUCAGCCGGGUGACUUACCUCCGUCGGAGUCGGAGGAGGAAUCCGACCUCGACUUGCCGCCGAACCCGAAUCAUACCUCCCAGUCACGCUCUCAGGCAGCCAGGGGACCUGCGAUAGCAUCCUCGAGCAAGGGUGACUCAUCUGAGCUCUCCCGUCGCGAGCGGGAAGCCAUCCAAGCCCAACAGGCGCGUGAUCGCUACAUGAAGCUCCAUAUGGAGGGCAAGACGGAAGAAGCCCGGGCGGACCUCGAACGUCUGGCUAUUGUCCGGCAGCGUCGCGAGGCCGAGAGGGCUCGCAAGGAAGCCGAGCGUGAAGAAAAGGAGGCGCGCAUCCGGGAACGGGCGGAGAAGUUACGUGAGCGGGAGCAGAAGCUCCGAGAAGCUGCCAUGGGCAAGGGUGGACGAGGAGGCAAACGGGGUGGAAAGAAAUGA